GCUUCAUAGGGCAGCGGCGGCAUCCCCAUCACCACCGCCACGACCAUUCGAGCGGACAUCGCAGUUAGUCGAGCCGUGUGCAGCGGGUCGCCGCCCGAGUAGCCAAACAAAGAAUGGCGAAUUUCACGGCAAGCGGCGGUCUGGGCAAGAACGGCAUGCUUCAGGGUUCCUGGGACCCGAUGAACUUCGUGAAUGAGGUCCCGACGCCUGCGUGUCUGAUGAGAGUGACGCGGGACAUAGCCGACAUCAAGGCCGACCCGCUGCCCGGCAUCCACAUCUCGCCCGAGGAGAGCGACCUCACCAGGAUCCACGCUCUCGUGGUGGGACCGGAGGGCACGCCGUACGAGGGCGGCUUCUUCCACUUCUUUCUCAAGUGUCCCCCGAACUACCCGGUUCAGCCGCCCCGAGUGCGCCUGAUGACCACGGACGCCGGUAGAGUGCGAUUCAACCCGAACCUCUACGCCAACGGCAAGGUGUGUCUCAGCAUCCUCGGCACAUUUCCCGGACCAGCCUGGAGCCCAGCACAGGGCAUAGGCAGCGUCCUGGUCUCGAUACAAUCGCUGCUCAACGAGCAGCCUUUCUACAACGAGCCAGGUAUGGCACAACUGGGAUGGCGGGUAGAGUCCCAGCAGUACAACGACAGAGUGCAACACGACACCGUCAGGGUGGCCAUCUGCGACGCAGUGGGAGCAUCCCUUAAGAACGACCCUCCCUGCCCGCGAGACCUGGCGGAGGUCAUCCUGAAAACGUUCGCCGAGUCGUACAACAAGUACGAGCAGAAGGUUCAAUCCCUGAUCCAGAACAAUACCGAUGACCUUAACAAAAAAUGA
This is a messenger RNA of Dermacentor silvarum, 830 nucleotides long. Its product is annotated as ubiquitin-conjugating enzyme E2 Z-like. Gene Ontology annotation, molecular function: ubiquitin conjugating enzyme activity; cysteine-type endopeptidase inhibitor activity. Gene Ontology annotation, biological process: negative regulation of apoptotic process. The record is from RefSeq and is a predicted model, not a curated record. NCBI's taxonomy places the organism in Eukaryota, Metazoa, Arthropoda, Arachnida, Ixodida, Ixodidae. Gene Ontology annotation, cellular component: nucleus. The transcript is spliced from 3 exons. Bases 114 to 830 code for a protein of 238 amino acids.